GAGACAGAGCUGGGGGAGGGCUGCAGGUCCCCGCUUUGCCCAGGAGGACGAGGGGCUUUGCCGCCGCCCUCCCGGAAUCGGAGGAAUGGGUGCCUUCGGUGUGGCGGCGAAUGCCUAGGCAACCUCCCAAAUUUAUGAUUCUCUGAUGGAGUGACGUUUAAGUUGAACAAAUUUCUUGACCUGUCAACAUUUGUUGUAAACCGAGGGCCAUGACAGUCAUUACUUAGUUGGCAUUAGGAGAGGAAACACAUCCUUCCCUAGAGAGCCCCUAGCAGCUUGGCCUUGGUAUAGCUGGAUGAGAUUCAUUCAUUCAUUAAUUCACCAAAUACUUUUGAGAGCCAGCUAUGUGCUAGGCACUCUGCAUAGGUACUGAGAAUAAAACCAUGAGCAAAACAGAUCCUGCUUUAAUGCAGCUGGCCUAAAGGGUGAAGACAUAACUGAAGAAGAGGUCCAAGAAGAUGUAAUAGGGGAAGUGAGCUAAGAUCUAGUGGGUGAGGGGCCCAGGGUGGCUCAGGUCAUGAUCUCAGAGUUGGUGUGAUCGAGCUCGCAUUGGGCUCUGCGCUGACAAUGAAGAGUGUGCUUGGGAUUCUCUCUCUCUCCUCUCUGCCCCUCCCUCCCCCUUAAAAAAAAAUCAAAACCCAAAAAAUAUUAAAAGAAAAGAUCUAGUGGGUGAAUAGGAGGUAACCAGAGGAAACACAUUUUGGACUGUGGAAAGGUCUCAGGCAAAAGCUUAAGGCGGGGACUGAUGAUUAGAUUUGUAUUUUUAGUUCACUGGCUGCUGUGUGGAGAACAGAUUGUAGAGGCUGGCAGGAGGAGAAAUUGAGAGGCCAUCGAGGAGGCUGUUGCAGAAGUCUGGGGAGGGUUGAUGGUGUCUUGGACUGGGUGGUGGCCCUUGAGGAGAGGAUUGUAUGGAUUUGAGAUCUAUUGCUUAGGCAAAAUUGCCAGAACUUGGUGAUAACAUGGAUUUGGAGGGGGUGGGAGGUGAGGUGUCAAGGUUGUUUCUCCCUAGAUAUAUGGUGAAGAUUCCGCUUGUUUUGGGGUUACUCACAACCUGCGAUGCAAGGGAGAGUGGGUUGGCUGAUCUUGCACUAGUUAGGCUGGACUUCAUUUUGUGGUUUGAGUAAGCAAGCACUGCCUUUAACGUGAUCAUCAGGCUACUUUCAGCCUAAGGGAAAUGAGGGUGUUGUCCAGACUGUCCCUGUGUGUUCAUGGAAGCCUUCUCCAUAUUUGUUGGCAAAUUUAGGAGCUCCACCAGAUAAUCUUUUGAGACCUAGUCUUUAGUCCUGAAGAGAUGAUCAGUUUCUCACAUGUGAAUAAAAUUUCACAGUUGAGAGAGACCUCAAAUUCUCUUAGUUUGGUUUAUAAAAUACUUUUAUAUUCUUUAUAUCAUGUCCACAAUUAUUUUUUUUUUAAUUUUUAAUGUUUAUUUUUGAGAGAGAGAGCAUAAAUGGGGAAGAGGGAGACACAGAAUCUUAAGCCGACUCCAGGCUCUGAGCUGUCCGCACAGAGCCCGAUGUAGGACUCGAACUCAUGAAAUGCGAGAUCAAUGACCUGAGCCGAAGUCGGACACUUAACUGACUUAGCUACCCAGGAGUGAAAUGACCUCGAUCUUGAGAAGCCCUCAGGCUCUCCAGCUCACUCUGGCCCUGAUCAAGCCUGAUGCGGUUGCUCACCCCCUGAUUCUGGAGGCUGUUCAUCAGCAGAUUCUGAGCAACAAGUUCCUUAUUGUACGAAUGAGAGAACUUCUGUGGAGAAAAGAAGAUUGCCAGAAGUUUUACCAAGAACACGAAGGUCGUUUUUUCUAUCAGCGGCUGGUGGAGUUCAUGGCCAGUGGGCCAAUCCGAGCCUACAUCCUUGCCCGCAAGGAUGCCAUCCAGCUUUGGAGGACACUGAUGGGACCCACCAGAGUGUUCCAAGCACGUCACGUGGCCCCAGAUUCAAUUCGUGGAAGUUUUGGCCUCACUGACACCCGCAACACAACCCAUGGCUCUGACUCUGUGGUUUCAGCCAGUAGAGAGAUCGCAGCCUUCUUCCCUGACUUCAGUGAACAGCGCUGGUAUGAGGAAGAGGAGCCGCAGCUGCGCUGUGGCCCUGUGCGCUAUAGUCCAGAGGGAGGCAUCCACUGCGUGGCCGGAGCAGCAGACCCGGGACCAGCCUGCCGCAGGCCUGUGGGUCUGUGAAGACUGGUGGAAUUGUCCAGCCUUCUCUCGGAGACCUCGUAGGACCGGGGAGGCCUAGGGAUCGUGGCGCCAUCUCUGCCGGGCACCACGCCUACCUGAGGAUCUAGCUCCUCACUGCCACCUCCUCUAGAAUCUAGCUGUCUAUCUACCUCUUUUCCAGAACGUUCAUGGGUGGUUCAGAGGAAUAAUGGCUCCUCUUUUUUCCUGAGAACUAGUCAUCUUUUUCAAAGAAGAGUUUGCCUAAUCGACUUGCCUGAAAAAUGCAGUGACUCUAUAUAAGCAACAUUUGGCCUACCUUCUUCAAUAAAAGUCAGUCUACUGAAUCCUCAAGGCUAGGAGCCCUACUCUAGGUGUUUUCUCUCUCUCCUUCCAUGGAGUAAUUAAACCUUUCCUGAAGCCAAGUUUCCGGUCUGUGCUAAAUGGAGAGAAUUGUGUAGAAAUCCCCCAGGAGGUUCACACACAGUGUGCAGCUUGUCUAGUGCAUAAAGGCACCCAGCGCUGAGUGUGGGCGCAUGGUAUAGGGCUGCAUCCUGGGGGAAGGAGCACCUUUUAUUUGAAUAAAGAUGUGUCUGCUAGCAGA
Messenger RNA from Acinonyx jubatus (cheetah), 2760 nucleotides. It is a transcript of the gene NME6, whose product is annotated as NME/NM23 nucleoside diphosphate kinase 6. The transcript has 6 exons. Gene Ontology annotation, molecular function: nucleoside diphosphate kinase activity. Gene Ontology annotation, biological process: GTP biosynthetic process; UTP biosynthetic process; CTP biosynthetic process. The record is from RefSeq and is a predicted model, not a curated record. Bases 1599 to 2180 code for a protein of 193 amino acids. Lineage: Eukaryota; Metazoa; Chordata; Mammalia; Carnivora; Felidae.